Ilex paraguariensis (yerba mate) is the source of this 486-nucleotide messenger RNA. The record is from the annotation of a GenBank genome assembly. NCBI's taxonomy places the organism in Eukaryota, Viridiplantae, Streptophyta, Magnoliopsida, Aquifoliales, Aquifoliaceae.
AUGACGACGACGGAGAAAGAAGUGAUGCUGGUCGGAUUGGACGAUAGCGAGCACAGCGUCUACGCACUAGAGUGGAUUCUUGAUCACUUCUUCACCCCGUCCACUGCGCAUUCUCCGUUCAAAUUGGUGCUUGUCCACGCCAAGCCUACUCCUAUUGCUGCCAUCGGCCUCGCCGGUCCUGGUGCCGCCGAUGUUCUGCCGUACGUGGAUUCGGAUCUGAAAAGGAUAGCUGCUAGAGUCAUUGAAAAAGCCAAGGAGAUUUGCGUCGCUAAAUCAGUGAAUGAUGUGACAGUGGAAGUUGUGGAAGGAGAUGCUAGAAAUGUUCUCUGCGACGCUGUAGAAAAACACCAUGCCUCAAUGUUGGUUUUGGGUAGUCAUGGCUACGGAGCUAUAAAGAGGGCUGUGUUGGGUAGUGUAAGUGACUAUUGUGCUCAUCAUGCUCACUGCACUGUGAUGAUUGUGAAGAGGCCUAAGAUCAAACAUUAA